Molecule: messenger RNA, 2590 nt
Organism: Rhineura floridana
Lineage: Eukaryota; Metazoa; Chordata; Lepidosauria; Squamata; Rhineuridae
Gene: CCDC38
Product: coiled-coil domain containing 38
Exons: 16
Coding region: 1-1989 (662 amino acids)
Cellular component (GO): centrosome
Source: RefSeq, a predicted model, not a curated record
AUGUCCCUUGGGUCCCUGGGGAAACAAGUGGGAGCUGCCAAUAGACGUUACUUGAUCAUGCAGCCGAAGGAAUUAGAAGAACAACGUAGUCACUGUGAAGUACGUAAUCAUGACUUCAGAAAUGCUAUGGAUGCUAAAGAGCAAGAAGCAUCUCAAAUGGUACAAGAUCUUUUAGAAAAGUCAUCAACAAUUAAAACAAUUGGAAGACCAUAUACAGAGAUAAAAGAAUUUGCCAGAAAUGGCAAACCAAAGAGCCCUUUCAAAAGUUUGGACACUGAAAUCUAUCUUUAUAGAGAUAUCGAGUGCACAGAAAAAGAAAGGAUUAGAGCAGCUCAACAGAAUCUGAAGGUGCACGAAAAGAGCACAAUUUCUUCCAGAGCUAGGUCUCGAAAGGCUCUUAAAAAGCUGGAAGAAGCCAUUGAAAGAGAAACAAAAGGAGAAAUAGAGAAAGAAGUUCCUGCUCUGAAUUGGGCUCUUGCUUUUGCAAAGUGUUGUCAGAGUGAUAAGCAGUCUAUAGCAGAUUACAUCAGUGAACAGAAGGAGCUGUUUCUACUGGAGUUUGCAGUUAAAACAAAACAACUCACCAUGUCAAACCUAGAGGAAAUGACAGCAAAGGAAGAGAAGAGGGCCAAAAUAGCUGAAACAAAAUUAGAAGAAGAUACAAUUGCAUUUGAGGAGUUUCUCAAGGAAAAUGAUAGAAGUUCUGUAGAUGCCCUUAAAAUGGCAGCUCAGGAAGCAAAAUCUAAAAUGGAAGUGACAGCAGAAAUGAAAUCAGCAAUGAAUGAGCUGUUCUCUCUGAGAAGUGAAAUUGCAAACACUGAAGAUCUUCUGAAAUUGUAUUUCUCCUAUGAAACUUUUUUGCUGAGUGUUUCCCCUAAAGAGUGGCAAGAACAGGAGAUGGCAAAAAUGAAGAAACUGAAAAAAGAGAAAAAAGGCCUUUCUAAGUCUUUUAUUUCUUUUCCUGCUUGUGAUAAAAGCAAGCUAAGGUCUACCUCUUUCAUAUUACGCCAUAGAAUAAACAAAUGGGCACAUCUUAAAGGACAACAUCCUGGCAAGAAAAUGUUACCUGCAAGGUCAACAUCAGUAGUUUUUGCUCAAUCUGCUGAGAGGAAAAGCCUACGGAGCCAAGGAAGCGACUAUAGGUUUUUUAAAAGGCCAUCAAGAAUAACACUGGCCAAAAGAUUAUCAAUGGAAGGGAAAAGAAAAUCACUAGUAAGCUGUCCAAGUGAAAAAAGUAUCUCUUCAGAGGAGGAUGUUUCCUUGAAUGAUAUAAACAGUGAUGAGGAACCAGAGAUAUAUUUCAAAGACCCAGACGAGUUACUUCAGAUGUACAGACAUCUUGAAGAACAAAAUCUUUCACUGUUUCAAAACAUUCAGGAUAUCAGUGGAACACUGGAAGACAGGCGACAGAGAGAACAUAUUGUUGUUCAGCAAAUGGAACAAAGAAUAAAGGAUCUAGUAAAUGAAAAGAAAGCUCUUACAGCUGCUUGCAUCAAAGAAGAACAGAAAAGUGCAGAACUGGCAUUAAAGGCGAAAGUAUUUUCUUUGGGAGAGUAUAAUCCAGUACUCACGGAUAAAACACUGAAGACACUUAAUAAAAAAAUAGCAGAAGUAUACCGAGCUUGCUGUGGAACAAUUGAAGUGUCCAGCAUGACCUCCUUUCAGAUGCUGAAAGCAAUAGAAAUCAGAGUUUCAGAACUGUGUGAGAUGUUUGAAACACUUCCACCAGAAUACCUUGAGGUAAUUGAAGCUACCGAGAAACUCAGAGCAAAAGAAAGACGACAAAGAGUACGUGAAGAUAAAUUGAAAGAACUGAAGAGGAUUCAGGAAGAACGCCUGAAGCAUGCUCUUGAAAGAGCAAUUGCAGCACCAAAGAAAAGGGUGGGAAGAAAACUGGUUUACCGCUCUGAGCCUCCAGAAAUUAAAACAGGAAAGGAAAAUGUUGUAGAUUUAACUACAAAAAGUGAAGAUGAUUACUAUUUCAAUUGAAUUUUUCCUUGUUUGAUAACAUUUCUUUUUGGAAUAGCACUAGAUCUUAGUUCCAGCUCAGCUUUGCAGAGUUAUAGUAGGGUAAACUGUGACAAACGUUUGAUCCAGUUUGCUUUUAAAAAUAGAUUUGUCUAAAAUCAAAUAAUUGUCCAUUUUAAAAACUGUCAGAAAUAGCAUCUUUAUUUUUCAUGUAUAGGGAUUCUUUUUCUUCAGCAACAAUAUUUAUUUUUGGCCAGAAAAAAAAGUUACUAGAACAGAUGACAAAACUUUACAUUUAAGAAAACAUCCAAACAAACUUCUUAACAGUUUUAAAAAAACCUUUUCCAAAAAAUAGUUAUUCUCUCAUUUCUCCAUCUUCUUCUUCUUCUUCCACACCCCUUAUAUAAAGGACAUUGUUGCACCUGCAAAUCAAAUCAAAAGUUACUUAUUUCUGCAAUGGUUAAUUUUGAAGACUGUUCUCUAAAGCUAGUUAUACAUCCUAUUAUUUCAUAUACCAAGUUACUUUGAAAUAUUGUUUGCUGCUGUGUUCAAUUAAUUAAUAAUAAACAUCUGUUCAUUGCCUAUAUCUUGUUACUUUAAAAAAACCUCCAACUGCUUUCAU